This is a messenger RNA of Opisthorchis viverrini, 222 nucleotides long. RefSeq lists its product as hypothetical. The record is from RefSeq and is a predicted model, not a curated record. The transcript has a single exon. NCBI's taxonomy places the organism in Eukaryota, Metazoa, Platyhelminthes, Trematoda, Opisthorchiida, Opisthorchiidae. The coding region runs from base 1 to 222 and encodes 73 amino acids.
AUGAAUUCACUUGGUAUAGCGGGACUGGAUUCUUACAAACAGUCAGAUGUCGACUUUGAAAUCCAUGCCGCCUCACGAACUACCACCUCCGAUGUCCAAACGGAGGUACCAUUAGAACGAUCUCGUACUUUUGGAUUCUGUUUACUCUAUCAGAUUCCUCAAGGAAUUCUUCUUCCAAAACGAAGUCUCACUUUUCCAGAUCAAAGUAUGGGUAAGGUUUAG